UUCGCCUCAGAGCAGAGGCAGUUCGGGUCCCCGCAGCAUUCAACGUAGUCGAAGAGGUACAGCACAGAGACUGUCACCACCAUUACUUCUCACUUACGGUCAUUUCGAGACGGAAACUUUUUCACACAAAAGCCAAACAGGUCAACAAAAGCGGCAAUUAUUUGAAACUUGAAGUAUUUUGGAAAUCCUAAGAGACGGAAAGAAACUUUUUCAUUUUUUUUUUUUCUGGCGUCGUCUAUGAGGAGUUCUGCCACACACCAAAAAAAUCCAAGGCAACAAAAAAAUAUAUAAUACAAGGUGGAAACGGUUGCAGGAGAAAACAAAAACAGGUUCUUCUUCUUUUUUUUUUUGUUUUCUUUUUUUUUGAACAAUCGCGCCACAAGUCCACAACGGAAAAGGUAUCGGCUGCGCUCAGUUUGCAUGGCUUGUCGGCGCCUGCGUUAUUUCAUUUGCCACACAGACGAGACACCUCCAUACCUCCGCCAGUAAUAAUAAAUAGAUGUGAUAACUUCAGCGUUGGACGACCAUCUUCAGCCUUCACUUUAUUCGACAGUGACUUGAGAUUCCCGCGAAGCAAUUGGGCUUCAACUCCCGACCGAGGAGGCGGAGUCUUAACUUAUUAAAAGGAACUUGCCGAGGCUUGGAUCGCCCGCAAAUAUGAUGAUGAUGUCUCUGAACAGCAAGCAGCCUUUUGCCAUGGCUCACGCCAGCUUGCCCGAACCCAAGUACUCGUUGCAUUCCUCAUCCUCCAAUUCCAAUGCACCCUCAUCGUCCUGCUCGUCCUCCCGACACAGCAACACCAUCAUCAGCAGCAGCGGCAGCAGCUCGGAGGCGAUGCGCAGAGCCUGUCUCCCAACCCCACCGAGCAAUAUAUUCGGAGGCUUGGAUGAGAGUUUGUUGGCCCGGGCUGAAGCUCUAGCGGCGGUGGAUAUAGUCUCGCAGACCAAGAGCCACCACCACCCUCCACAUCACAGUCCCUUCAAGCCGGACGCAACCUACCACACCAUGAACACUCUCCCCUGCACCUCGUCUUCCUCCUCCUCCUCCUCGGUGCCUAUUUCUCAUCCGUCCGCCUUGUCUGGACACCACCAUCACCACCACCAUCACCACCAUCACCAGCCUCACCAGGCACUGGAGGGGGACCUGCUGGACCACAUCACCCCGGGACUGACACUAGGAGCCAUGGCAGGGCCGGAUGGCUCGGUGGUUUCCACGGCUGCGCACCCUGCCCACAUGGCUGGCAUGAACCACAUGCACCAGGCAGCCAUCAACAUGGCUCACGCCCACGGGCUACAACAGCACAUGGGCAUGAGCGACGUGGACGCCGAUCCAAGGGACUUGGAAGCCUUCGCAGAGAGGUUUAAGCAGAGACGGAUCAAACUAGGGGUUACCCAGGCGGAUGUAGGGUCAGCUUUAGCCAGCCUGAAGAUUCCUGGGGUGGGCUCCCUCAGCCAGAGCACCAUCUGCCGAUUCGAGUCCCUGACGCUCUCUCACAACAACAUGAUUGCUUUGAAGCCCAUCCUGCAAGCUUGGCUAGAAGAAGCCGAGAAAUCACACAGGGAGAAACUUAAUAAACCCGAGUUGUUCAACGGCGCGGAGAAGAAGAGGAAGCGCACGUCGAUAGCGGCGCCAGAGAAGAGAUCACUGGAGGCCUAUUUUGCCAUUCAGCCGCGUCCCUCCUCGGAGAAAAUCGCAGCAAUCGCAGAGAAGCUGGACCUGAAAAAGAACGUGGUGCGGGUCUGGUUUUGCAACCAGCGACAGAAACAGAAACGAAUGAAAUACUCUGCAUGCGUCUAAAAUCGCUUUAAACCACCGCCCACUGAAAGACUUGGGACUGUUUAGAGACGAUUUGUAUCAUAUUUCCUACCCCACACCUUCUUUUUUUCAAUCAUCGAUGACUUUGUGCUUUGAACUUCGAAAAAUUCCUAAAAAAUUGAACAAUGUCUGAAAAAAAAAACAAACAUCCACAGUCACGUCUUGUACUCGCUGAAGGGGAGACGUGGAGUCAAGUAAAGCACCGUUUGACAGAGCAAGUAAGACACCACUGUUUCCACAAUUACUAUGCUUCACCUUUUUAAUGUCAACGCAGUAGGACUUACAGGACUCUAUGCUUUCGUUUUUAUUCAUGAUUCAUUUCAAAUGAGGACUAUAGUUGGCGUUAGCAGAAAUAGCCCCACUGAAAAUAGCGUUUGUUAUUUACACACAACGGGGCUAGUUUAACCCAAAGCACUUGGUUGGUGACUAUUGGUGUUUAUAUUUUUGGCUUAUAGGAUGAGCUACAUUUUUCCCUCCGAGUUUAUGACGAUGCAGUCUGACAUUUAGUCAGGGUCCAUAAGGGGAUUAAGAGGAUAACACACUACAUGGUCUUGAAAGCUAAUAUUAGAUUACUGCCAAAUAACCCUCUGUAAAUUAAUAAUUUACUUGUCACACACUUCAUUUUGUGUCUAAAUGUGUAAUUAAUGCCACUUAUUUUUGUUACCAUGUGUGAUCAAAGUCAGGGAUCUAUUUUGAAGAUACCCGGGGUUUGGAUCAAGGUAGGGUUGUUUAUUAUUAGGCCUCAGUAUGUGGAAAUAUCGAAAUAGUGACUCACGUGCGGAUUUCAUAGAACCUCGCAAUUAAAAAAAAUAUAUGAUUUCUUGCCGUCUGCAAUAAGUUUACAAUCCAGUGUGGGCCGGUAUCUUAUGAACUAUUUAUUGAGUGAGGUCAUGUUUACUUCAUUAUAUAUUUAUUGGGAUUUCCCCCCCCUCCCCCCCCCUCGUUUUGCUUGAGAAAAUCACAGUCUGACAGCAAGUUAAGCGUGUUGUCCUGGUUUAAAGGGAAACGACUGUGAAACAUGCAGUCACAAAUUUUAGUUUACGAUUUCUCACAUUUGAGACGGUACAAUCGAGAUAUAUAUGAGAUAGUAUUCUCUUUUUAAAUUAUUUUGUGUAUGUUUUCUGCUAUUUAUUUGUAUAAAUAUACGCGCAUCAUUAUGAAGUCGUUGCUUGUUAAAAAUCACCUUGUUUAAGUAAUGUUUUUUCUCGAAGACAAAAGAAACAGCUUCAUGGAAGUAUACGUGUACAAUGUAAAUAUUUCAUUGGAACCAGUCGAUGCACAUAAAUAUAUCCGUACAGGUUUUUGCUGUAUUGCUGUUUUAGCUGAGGUAACUUAUUUCUGUAAUGUAUGUUGCUUUUGGUUCCUGGUUAAAUAAUUCUAUUAAUUUAUUACAUCCAUGUAAUUUUAAUUUAUUUAAUUAUUGAAUUGCAAUAUGUGUUUCAUUAAAGAACAAACUUUAACAUUUAA
This is a messenger RNA of Etheostoma spectabile (orangethroat darter), 3282 nucleotides long. It is a transcript of the gene pou4f2, whose product is annotated as POU class 4 homeobox 2. Gene Ontology annotation, molecular function: DNA-binding transcription factor activity, RNA polymerase II-specific; RNA polymerase II cis-regulatory region sequence-specific DNA binding. NCBI's taxonomy places the organism in Eukaryota, Metazoa, Chordata, Actinopteri, Perciformes, Percidae. The transcript has 2 exons. The record is from RefSeq and is a predicted model, not a curated record. Gene Ontology annotation, biological process: regulation of transcription by RNA polymerase II. Bases 658 to 1797 code for a protein of 379 amino acids.